Cannabis sativa is the source of this 2808-nucleotide messenger RNA. RefSeq names its product glutamate receptor 2.7-like. NCBI's taxonomy places the organism in Eukaryota, Viridiplantae, Streptophyta, Magnoliopsida, Rosales, Cannabaceae. Gene Ontology annotation, molecular function: ligand-gated monoatomic ion channel activity; signaling receptor activity. The coding region runs from base 1 to 2808 and encodes 935 amino acids. Gene Ontology annotation, cellular component: plasma membrane. The transcript has 5 exons. The record is from RefSeq and is a predicted model, not a curated record.
AUGAUGAGAUUCUUGUUAUUAGUAAUUGUAACAUGGAUUUUGAUGAUGAUGAUCCCAUGCAUGGCUCAAAACGACACUACUUCUGUGAAAGUUGGUGUCGUUUUGGACAUGGAAACUCAGAUGGGUAAGAUUUGGUUAAGUUGUAUUGAAUUGGGUCUCUCAGAUUUUUACAACUCUCAUCCACACUUUAAGACAAGAUUGAUUCUCAAUAUUAGAGACUCUAAAGAAGAUGUGGUCACUGCAGCUUCUCAAGCUUUGGAUCUCAUAAAAAAUGUACAAGUGAAAGCAAUCUUAGGACCUCAUAGUUCAUCUCAAGCUAAAUUCAUCAUCGAUUUAGGUCAAAAAGCUCAAGUGCCAAUAAUAUCAUUUUCAGCAACAAGUCCUUCUCUUAUUCCAAGCCAAAACUCAUACUUUUUCCAAACAGCAAUAAGUGACUCAUCUCAAGUCAAAGCCAUUAAUUCAAUAGUCAAACUUUUUGGAUGGCGAAAAGUGGUGCCCAUUUACACUGCCAAUGAAUAUGGAGAAGGCAUCAUUCCUUAUUUAGUUGAUGCCUUGGGAGAAAUUGAUGUCAGAGUCCCUUAUCGAAGUGUCAUACCGCCAUUAGCUACUGACGAUCAAAUUAAGUUUGAGCUUUACAAACUCAACGCAAUGCAAACUAGGGUUUUUGUUGUUCACAUGUCGUACGACCUUGGGUUAAAGUUGUUUUCCAUAGCUAAAAAGAUUGGAAUGUUAGAACGAGGCUAUGUUUGGAUAAUAACACAAGAUUUCACUAAUCUUUUGGGCUCAUCAUUAGAAUAUUCUUCAAAUAUUUUUAGUUCAAUGGAAGGAGUUUUGGGAAUUAAGACUUUUGUGCCACAAUCGAAAGAGCUUGACAAUUUGAAAAUUCGAUGGAAAGCCAAGUUCUACAAAGAUAACAAUCUCAACAAUUUUUUCGAUGCUACUAAACUUAAUGUUAUGGGCUAUUGGGCUUAUGACUCAGUUCGUGCAUUAGCCUUAGCCGUUGAAAAAAUUGGUAGUAGCAUUGUUAAUAAUGAUGCCAAAUUAAAUAAUGUUACAAAUGGUGGCUCAACGGAUCUUGAUAGUUUUGGUGUGUCAAAAAUUGGUCCAAAAUUAUUAGAAACCUUAUCAGGUACAAGAUUUGAAGGCAUAGCUGGAAAUUUUAGCUUGGACAAUGGUCAACUAGAAACGUUGACAUUUCAAAUAGUAAAUAUUGUGAAUGGUGGCGGAGAAAGAGAGAUAGGUUUUUGGAUACAAAAACUCGGGCUAGUAAGAACUUUGUUGAAUUCGAGUGAAUCGAAUCUAGGGCCUAUAAUAUGGCCAGGAGAGUCCACAUUGCCUCCAAAAGGUUGGGAUUUUGCAACAAAUGGGAAGAGACUAAGGAUUGGAAUUCCGGUUAAAAGUGGCUUUAAUGAGUUUGUAAAAGUGGUCAAUUAUGAUUCGAGUACCAACAUAUCUGAUGCUACGGGCUUCACUAUUGACGUAUUUAAGGCUGUAGUUAAAGUAUUACCAUAUGCUCUUUUGUACGAUUUUUUUCCCUAUGUAAAGGAUGAUGGUGAAAGCGCUGGCACUUAUGAUGACUUAGUCUAUCAAGUAUAUCUUGGGAAAUAUGAUGCAGUGGUCGCAGACUCGACAAUUAGAGCAAACAGGUCAAAAUACGUAGAUUUCACAUUACCAUACACUAUGGAAUCAGGUGUGGCAAUGGUGGUUCCAAUGGAAGAUAACAAAAGAAAAAGUGCUUGGAUUUUCAUAAAGCCUUUGACUUGGGAUCUAUGGAUCGCCAUCCUUUGUUUCUUCCUCUUCAUCGGUUUUGUUGUUUGGGUUCUAGAACACCGAAUAAACGAAGAUUUUCGCGGACCACCUUCUCAUCAAAUUGGCACAAGCUUUUGGUUCUCCUUUUCUACUAUGGUUUUUGCACAUAAGGAGAGAGUGAUUAGUAACUUGGCUCGAUUUGUGUUAAUCAUAUGGGUGUUUGUGAUAUUUAUAUUGACUCAAAGUUACACAGCUAGUUUAACAUCACUUUUAACAGUGCAACAACUUCAACCAACAAUUAGUGAUAUAAACCAACUCUUGAAGAGUGGGCAAAGAGUUGGUUAUUUGGGUAACUCUUUUGUGUAUGGACUAUUGAGACAAACAGGUUUUCCAGCUUCACAAAUUGUUGCUUUUGAUUCUGCUGAAGAAUGUGACCAAUUUUUGACUAUGGGAAAUGCAAAAGGUGGUGUUGCUGCUGUUGUUGAAGAAACCCCUAAUAUGAAGCCUUUUCUUGCUCAAUAUUGCAAUAAAUAUACCAUGAUUGGCCCAAUAUUCAAAACCGAUGGCUUCGGUUUCGUUUUUCCAAAAGGGUCUCCACUUGUAGGCGAUGUCUCAAGUGCCAUUCUAAAUGUUACCGAAGGAGAUGAAAUGAAUAAAAUCGAGAGGAAAUGGUUCAAAAAUGAACAAAACACUUGUUCAAACUCCGACCCCAAAACCUCAUCCAACAAUCUAAGCCUAAGUAACUUCUGGGGUCUAUUCCUAAUAGCCGGAGUUUCUUCAUUAUUUGCACUCAUAAUCUUUGCUAUUAUGUUCCUUCAUAAACACAAGGAAGUCUUGUUGGAUUCCAAUGUUUCACUUGGGAAAAAAAUCAAAGUAAUUUUUGAAAACUUUGACCAGAAAGACCUAAGCUCCCAUACUUUUAGAAAAAAUAAUGAUCAACCCAAUGAUGGGUAUGAUACAGAUGUUGUGGAGAUCAUUACUAGUACUAAUAAUACCAAUUGUCCUCCAAGUCCAUCAACUACCAACUAUACAAUUCCAAAUUCACCUGCUUCAAUGUGA